GAAGUCAUCAUGAGCUCACAGGUCCGCCAAAACUACCACCAGGACAGUGAGGCCGGAGUCAACCGCAUUGUCAACCUGAAGCUGCAGGCUUCAUACACCUACCAGUCCUUGGGUUUUUACUUUGACCGUGAUGAUGUGGCAUUGGCAAAGUUUUCUAAGUUCUUCCGUGAGCAAUCUGAGAAGAAACGAGAGCACGCUGAGGGAUUCCUAAAGUUCCAGAACAAGCGUGGAGGACGUAUUAUGCUUCAAGAUAUUAAGAAACCGGAGGCUGAUGAGUGGAAGAAUGGAACAAAUGCUAUGGAGUACGCCCUGAAACUGGAGAAAAGUGUAAAUCAGGCGUUGCUGGACCUUCAUAAGAUUGCCACACAGCAUGCUGACCCUCAUAUGCGUGACUUCCUGGAGUCUGAAUACCUAGAGAAGGAGGUGAAACUGAUCAAGCUGUUGGGAGAUCACCUUACAAACCUGAGACGUGUGAAGGCAUCUGAGAAUGGAAUGGGAGAAUACCUCUUUGAUAGGUUGACCUUAGGGGAUGACCAUCAAUGAACUUUCUGAUAUUAAUAA
This is a messenger RNA of Nanorana parkeri, 561 nucleotides long. RefSeq names its product ferritin light chain, oocyte isoform-like. Lineage: Eukaryota; Metazoa; Chordata; Amphibia; Anura; Dicroglossidae. Bases 10 to 543 code for a protein of 177 amino acids. Gene Ontology annotation, molecular function: ferric iron binding; ferrous iron binding. Gene Ontology annotation, cellular component: cytoplasm. The transcript is spliced from 4 exons. Gene Ontology annotation, biological process: iron ion transport; intracellular iron ion homeostasis. The record is from RefSeq and is a predicted model, not a curated record.